Molecule: messenger RNA, 2420 nt
Organism: Phalaenopsis equestris
Lineage: Eukaryota; Viridiplantae; Streptophyta; Magnoliopsida; Asparagales; Orchidaceae
Product: RNA-binding protein 28
Exons: 19
Molecular function (GO): RNA binding
Source: RefSeq, a predicted model, not a curated record
GCCAAACCCUAAACCUCAUGCCCACCGUUCUCCGGUUUUCGCCAAAAGAACGUCUUUUGCCCCGAGCCUCCUCGCUUAUGUCCAUCCCCGCUUUCCCGGUUUCGCCUCGUGACCGAACCCUCGCAUUACAGCAGCGAUUAGAGCUAGCUGAGAAGGGAGCGACGCGAUAGCGGCGUACGGAGACCGCCGAAACUCCCAUCUUUCUCCUCCUUACGCUCCUACGCGAAACCAUUGAGAACGAUAUGGGGAAGAGAAAGAGGGAUCAGAAUGAUGGAGUAGAUAGGGAUCGCUGCCUUGCCACAGUAUUUGUUUCAAAUCUUCCUUACUCUCUUCAGUCUUCCCAGCUGGAAGAUGCAUUCAGUGAGGUGGGACCUGUGAGGCGCUGCUUUGUGGUCACAAAGAAGGGUUCUGAUGCAAACCGUGGCUUUGGGUUUGUGCAAUUCGCUGCUGUGGGAGAUGCUCAGCAUGCCAUCGAAAUGAAAAAUGGUUUAACAAUUGAUGGUAGAAAAAUAAAAGCUGAACUUGCAAUGCAUCGACUUUCUUGGGAUCUUCGCUCGAAGAAAGCAAAUAAUGAAAAAGGAAAUGUGAGUGACAAAGCAAAUCAAGUACGCAAAGUUGACAAAAUGGAAUUAACAUCACAUGUUUCAGCAAUUGUCAAUAAUGAAAAAUCCCCCAGUGAAGCAAUUGUUCCAAAUAUUGUCUCUAUUGAUAAAGAAGAUGGCUCUGAAAAACAGAGGGUUGCUAGGACAGUGGUAUUUGGAGGCCUUCUCAGUUCUGAAAUGACAAAUGAAGUACUCCGUCGGGCUGGAGAGGCUGGAAGCAUUUGUUCAAUAACUUAUCCUUUUCCAAAGGAAGAACUUGACCAUCAUGGAUUAGCUAGAGAUGGUUGCAAGUUGGAAGUUGCAUCUGUACUUUAUAGAAGUGUAAAAGUAGCACGCCUUGCUGUUGCAAUGCUUCAUCAGCAAGAGAUAAUGGGCGGAUGCAUUUGGGCACGCCAAUUGGGUGGGGAGGGUUCAAAAGCUAGAAAGUGGCGAUUAAUAGUCAGAAAUCUGCCUUUCAAGAUCACAAUUAACGAAAUCAAAGAUAUUUUUUCCACAUCAGGCUUUGUAUGGGAUGUGUGUAUUCCACAUAGAACAGAAGAAGGGGUAUCUAAGGGCUUUGCUUUUGUCUCUUUCACAUGUAAGAAGGAUGCAGAGAAGGCUAUCCAAGAUAUCAACGGGAAGAUGAUUGCUAAAAGACCUAUUGCAGUUGAUUGGUCAGUUCCAAAAAAGAUAUAUGCGAGUGCCACUAAAUCUACGUCUAAAGAGGGGAAAUCAGCUGAUGGAAAUAAAGAUUAUGAUGAGAGCGAUGGUAGUUCGGUUACAGAAAUUGAUGCUGGUAUUGUAGAAAAAACAGAGAUUCACAAUGAUAAAAGUGAUGCAAAUGAGACAGCUUUUGGCUCAAAGGGAAAUGAGCCUCUUUCUACAGAAGUUGAUUUUGGGAUGGAGGCAGAAGUUGCGAGGAAAAUUCUUGAAAAUUUGAUUAAUUCACGUGUGACCCCAAGUAACUCAGAGGCAAUUGACUCUGUUGAAAAAGAGAAAGUUAAUUCUAUCAGCAGGGAGCGUCCUGCUCCUGGGAAAAAGUUACAUGCUGCUGAAAAAAGAGAUAUGAAACAGACGGAGUGUAUUUCUGAAGAUAUCAAUAAGAAAGAUGGUGACCUUGGUAGAACAAUUUUCAUCAGCAAUAUACCAUUUGAAAUUGAAAGUGAGGAGGUAAAACAAAGGUUUUCAGUGUUUGGUGAGGUGCAAUCUUUCGUGCCGGUACUUCAUCAACUCACCAAGAGACCAAGAGGUACCGCUUUUCUCAAGUUUAGAACUGCAGCUGCUGCUGAUGCAGCAAUUGCUUCUGCAAAUGAUGCAAAUGGUUUAGGUAUUAUUCUGAAAGGAAGGCUGCUUAAAGUUCUGAAGGCUUUGGACAGGGAGUCUGCUCAAAAGAAAGGCCUUGAAAAGAUGAAGAAUGAGGUUCAAGACAGGCGCAAUCUAUAUCUGGCAAAGGAAGGUGAAAUCGUUGCUGACAGCCCAGCCGCUGAAGGUGUAUCUAAAGCUGACAUGGAGAAGCGUGAGAUGUUAGCCAAAAAGAAGAUUGAAAUGCUGCGAUCUCCAAAGUUCCACGUAUCCAGGACAAGACUCAUUAUGUAUAAUGUGCCAAAGACGAUGACUCAAGAGGAAGUGAAGAAGAUGUUUAUAGAUGCAAUCCUUUCUCGGGCAUCAAAGCAAAAUCCGGAAGUUCAAAAGGUAAAACUCUUGAAGGAUGAUAAAAAGGGACAAUCUUCUGCCAAGAAACAUUCACGUGGUGUUGCAUUUGUAGAUUUUAAAGAGCAUGAGCAUGCUCUUGUGGCGCUAAGAGUCCUCAAUAACAAUCCAGAGACAUUUGGCUCAGAG